Ctenocephalides felis (cat flea) is the source of this 879-nucleotide messenger RNA. RefSeq lists its product as uncharacterized. The record is from RefSeq and is a predicted model, not a curated record. The transcript has 4 exons. Bases 1 to 879 code for a protein of 292 amino acids. NCBI's taxonomy places the organism in Eukaryota, Metazoa, Arthropoda, Insecta, Siphonaptera, Pulicidae.
AUGGAACAACAGGCUGUUGAGUAUAAUAAUAAUAUUUGCAAUGAUAAUAGUGAAGUAUAUGCAGAUAUAUUAUCUGGGGAUGAAAAUAAUAUAACAAGUGAAAGUGAUGAGUCAGACAUUAUUAUUAGUGGAAAAGUUUUACCUAUUGAAAGUAAUUCGGAGAAGAGCGAUUCCGAUGACGAAUUUAACAAUGACGAAUUUAUUGGCAAUGAUUUUUUUGAAUUACUUGUAAAGGAAACGAACAGGUGCCACUUGCAAAAUGUGAAUAAAUAUAAAUAUACAAAGAAGAUAAAACAAUGGGAAGAUACCACAAUAGACGAAAUGAAGAAAUUUCUUGCUUUAAAUAUUUUAAUGGGACAGGUGAAUAAGAGCAACUUGAACGAUUAUUGGUCUACGGCAAAGCAAAAUCUUUCAUUGGAUGAGGCAAUGACACCCCAUAGAGGUCGUUUGAGUUUCCGAGUGUACAACCCCGGCAAAAAAUCGAAGUACGGGAUGCUUGUCAGGUUGUUGUGUGAAUCUGAAAGUGCUUAUAUCACAAAUUUUAAACUGUAUAACGGAAAUGGGCAGAAAUUACAAAACCUUGUAGAAGAUGUUUUAGAAAACUAUGCGAAUAUUUGGCACCACGUUUAUAUGGACAAUUAUUAUUAUAGCAGUGUGGAACUGGCGGCAAAUUUACUAGAGAAAAAAAUUAGGCAAAUCGGAACAAUGCAAGAGGAGAUAAUAAAAUUACAAGGAUUAGUGGCUAAUAUGGGAACUUACCCCGUUGUUACAUCUGAUGAAGAACACGGUCUAGUUAUACAAUUCAAACAUUUGGAAGACUUUCAAUCAUUCAAUGAAAAUCUGAAAAAGAAUGAGUCUUUAAACAAAUACAUGGUAUAA